Molecule: messenger RNA, 873 nt
Organism: Debaryomyces fabryi
Lineage: Eukaryota; Fungi; Ascomycota; Pichiomycetes; Serinales; Debaryomycetaceae
Exons: 1
Coding region: 1-873 (290 amino acids)
Source: RefSeq, a predicted model, not a curated record
AUGUCUUCCACUUACAAGUUUCAAGAAAAAAAUUGUUCGUUCCCACUUGAACCACUUUGCAAACCCAAGGUUAAGAAGUGUCGUUGCAAAAAGUGCUCGGUUCACAAAACGGUCCCAGGGCCAAGGGGACCACAAGGAUUUCAAGGACCACAAGGUGACCAAGGACCACAAGGAUUUCAAGGACCACAAGGACCACAAGGGCCACAAGGACCACCAGGACCACAAUGGCCACAAGGACCAAUUAAUAUUCUGAUAAAUACGACAAACACGAAUCCUCACACCCAGACCCUUUGCAAUACGGAUACCAACGAUACCACUACCAAUAACGGUGACACCAACAAAACGGAUAACAGCAAAGUCGAGGAUAGUCUUAACGAUAUUGAUGUCAAUAAGAGCAAAAAUUUUGAUAAGAGUAAGCACGUCGACGUCGAUAUCAAUAAGAGCAAGAAUUUUGAUAAGAGUAAUCACGUCGACGUCGAUAUCGAGAAGAAAGAUAUUGACAAUAGCCGUACCGAACAUAGCCACAAUGCCGAUGUUGAUAUCAACAAGAGCAAAAAUAUCGACAACAGUAAACACGUUGAAGUGGACAUCGAAAAGAAAAAUAUCGAUAAGAGCAAAAAUGUCGAUAUCGACAACAGCAAAAAGGUUGAUAUCGACAAGAGCAAAAAGUUCGAAGUCGAAAAGAAAAAUGUUGAAAUCGACAACAGCAAAAAGUUCGAAAUCGAAAAGAAAAAUAUUGAAAUCGACAACAGCAAAAAGGUUGAUAUCGACAAGAGCAAAAAGUUCGAAAUCGAAAAGAAAAAUAUUAUCGAUAUCGACAAGAGCAAAAAGAUCGAAAUCGACAAGAGCAAAAAGUUCGAAGUCGAAAAGUAA